UAAAAUUUCAAUGUAAAAACCUGUUCCCAAUUAGAUUGCUUAAUUUGUUCACAUUUAUAAAAUGCCAGGUAUUUCGGCUAAAGAUGUUGAUCAACAAAAAUUUGUCAUAGAACUAUCUGAUCAUUUAAAAAAAAGUGGUAAAAUAAAACUCCCUGAGUUUGUUGAUCAUGUAAAAUUGGCAAAGCACAAUGAGUUAGCGCCAAUAAAUGACGAUUGGUUUUAUAUUAGAGCAGCUUCAAUGGCUAGGCAUUUAUAUAAUCGACCUGCAGGUGUUGGUUCUUUUACUAAAAUUUAUGGAGCUCGAAAGAACAAUGGUGUAAAACCAAGUCAUUUUUCAAGAGGUUCAGCAUGUAUUUCUAGAAAAAUAUUACAAUCAUUAGAACAGAUGAAUUUAGUUGAACUUGAUAAAGUGAAAGGUGGUAGAAAACUCACAAGCCAAGGAAGAAAGGAUUUAGAUAGAAUAGCUAAUCAAAUUCACAAAAAAAUAGAUAAAAUAUUAGAUGAGGAAACAUCUUAAACUUUAAAUAUAUAUUACUACUAUUUAUAAAUUAUGGAUAUAAAUAAUAAAAAAGUUGUGACUGGUUUAUAAUAUCCACCAG
Molecule: messenger RNA, 599 nt
Organism: Gordionus sp. m RMFG-2023
Lineage: Eukaryota; Metazoa; Nematomorpha; Gordioida; Chordodea; Parachordodidae
Product: small ribosomal subunit protein eS19-like
Exons: 5
Coding region: 62-517 (151 amino acids)
Biological process (GO): ribosomal small subunit assembly; translation
Cellular component (GO): ribosome; cytosolic small ribosomal subunit
Molecular function (GO): RNA binding; structural constituent of ribosome
Source: RefSeq, a predicted model, not a curated record